AUCCCGUUCCCUCCCGUCCCUGGCACGGCGCUGUUAUCCCGGGCGGCCCCGGCCUGGCGCGGCCUCCCCGCCCCUCAGCCGGAACGCGCCGCGCGGGGCCGCGUUGCGCGGGGAAGGGCGCGCGGCGGCACCGGCGGCCGCCAUGGCGGUGGACAUCACCCUGCUCUUCAAGGCCAGCGUGAAGACCGUGAAGACGCGCAACAAAGCGCUGGGGGUGGCGGUGACGGGGGACAGCGCCAGGGACGAGCUGCUCAAGCGGGGCACCGCCCGCUCCAAAAGCGACUUCACCAGCAGGGCGCGGGAGGUGAUUUCUCAUAUUGGAAAGCUGAAAGAUUUUCUUCUACAACACAGAAAGGAUUACAUUAAUGCUUAUAGCCAUAUUAUGUCUGAGUAUGGGAGGAUGACGGAUACGGAGCGUGACCAGAUAGAUCAAGAUGCCCAGGUGUUUAUGAGAACGUGUGCUGAUGCCAUUCAUCAGCUCAGAACAGAAGCACACAAGGGUGUCCAGUCUGCUCAGGUGAAGGAGCACAGAACAGCUGUCUUGGACUUCAUUGAAGAUUACUUAAAAAGAGUGUGCAAGCUGUAUUCUGAACAAAGAGCCAUCCGAGUUAAGCGAGUGAUAGAUAAGAAGAGACUGUCCAAACUUGAACCUGAGCAGAGCAAUGUGUCCAAAUCACCUCUUUCCACUGAAAAAUCUUCACAGAGUCGUUUAGAGGAUUCUGAAGAAAAGGUUUCUGCUGAGGAAAGCAAAGACAGGAAUCUGCCUGAUGCCCAAAGUAACCUUGGAUUAUGGGGGGAUGGCAGAGGUGAAGAUGAGCUGUCACCUGAAGAAAUACAAAUGUUUGAACAGGAGAACCAGAGACUUGUCGGUGAAAUGAACAAUCUCUUUGAUGAAGUCAGACAAAUUGAAGGAAAAGUGGUGGAAAUCUCCAGAUUACAAGAGAUAUUCACUGAGAAAGUCUUGCAACAGGAAACUGAUAUCGACAAUAUCCAUCAAUUAGUUGUGGGUGCAACAGAGAAUAUAAAAGAAGGCAAUGAAGACAUAAGAGAGGCCAUCAAAAACAAUGCUGGAUUUAGAGUAUGGAUCCUCUUCUUCCUUGUGAUGUGUUCAUUUUCCUUGCUUUUCCUGGACUGGUAUGAUAAUUAAUUAAACAUAUAUUGGCUCCAUG
Molecule: messenger RNA, 1169 nt
Organism: Passer domesticus (house sparrow)
Lineage: Eukaryota; Metazoa; Chordata; Aves; Passeriformes; Passeridae
Gene: STX18
Product: syntaxin 18
Exons: 11
Coding region: 143-1147 (334 amino acids)
Biological process (GO): retrograde vesicle-mediated transport, Golgi to endoplasmic reticulum; intracellular protein transport
Cellular component (GO): membrane; SNARE complex; endoplasmic reticulum
Molecular function (GO): SNAP receptor activity
Source: RefSeq, a predicted model, not a curated record